Eutrema salsugineum is the source of this 1529-nucleotide messenger RNA. RefSeq lists its product as uncharacterized. Bases 101 to 1477 code for a protein of 458 amino acids. Lineage: Eukaryota; Viridiplantae; Streptophyta; Magnoliopsida; Brassicales; Brassicaceae. The transcript is spliced from 3 exons. The record is from RefSeq and is a predicted model, not a curated record.
GGACUUGCCUAAACGAUUUUUUACGCCAGGAAGUGUACCGGAAAUUGAUAAAAUUAACAACCGCUGCACAUUGUCGAUUCUUGGCCUCGUUAAGCAGUACAUGGAAGCAGAGUAUAAGAUAGUUUUGCAAGAUCCAGUUUUUGGGUCGAUUGUGAAGAUGCAUGAGAAUGGUCUUGGGUAUUCGGCAAGGCUGAUCCACAGCAUUCUCGGCAAACAGCUUAUGACAGACAAGAAGCACGAACUGUGGUUCAUUUUCGGACAGCGACCUCUUCGAUUCUCCAUGCAAGAGUAUUAUGCAGUUACUGGUUUCAUGUUCCGGGAGACGAAUAACGAGAACUGGGAAACCUGGGAGAAAGACGGUGGAUUCUGGAGCAAUCUGUUGGAGAGUAAUGCAGGAAUAACCCUGAAAAUGAUAAAGGAUGUUCACAUAAAGUCUGCUAACAAAUGGAGUCGCGAGGAUAGGUUGAGGUUGGUCUACGUGUGUAUUAUUGCGGGUUUGGUUAUGGCGCAGAGUAUUUACGUUCAUAUCCCGCGCAAAUACAUUAUGUUGGUGAUGGAUUUGGAGAGGCUGCAUAGAUACCCAUGGGGUCUUACGUCAUUCGACUUUCUGGUGGAAAACAUUAACAAGAGUAGUGCGGGGCUGCGAGAAGGGAAGUCGUAUACUCUGGAUGGAUUUUCUCUAGCUCUUCAGAUCUGGUUGAUGGAAGCAAUACCUGUUUUGGGGACAAUGAUGAGCACAAAAGUGAAAAAUGCGCCAGUUACCAUUCCUAGAUGCACUAAUUGGAGUGGAUUUAGCGCUUUAUCAUUCGGAGAUAUUUCCCGGCUAGAAAGCACCUUCAGAGAUAUUGAUGACAUCUACCCGUUUAUCUCUUGUACUGGGGAUUUCGACGUUGUUGAUUCCGCUGAAUAUGUUAGAGAUGAUGAGAUGACAGAUGGGAGAGUAGAUUGCUUGAAGAACAUGAUCAGCCAUGGGACAGAUUGGAGUACACAAGUUUGGGAAAUUGAUGGAGCUGGUAGCAGAUCUUGUACAGCUCGUGCGGAAACAUUGGCCACCAAUGGCGAUAACGCAUGCGAAGCUGAGACACCGACUUGCGUACCAGGUGACAAAUCUGUUCCAAGCCGCGGGAAAAAAAGGGUGCGUGAUCCUGGUUCGGAAGCACGUAAAAAACAGAUGUUGUGGGAACGAGCUGUAGCAAAGGAAAGACAUAUCGAUGAUGGUUUACAAUCCCUUAUUCGAGAUUUGUUUCAGAGUGCACUUAUACCUUUGGAAGAGAAGAUCGAUAAUCUUCAAGGGAAAAUUGAGGGUUUAGAGACUUCUGUUGCUGCGUUGACAAGUAAGAUAGGAGCACCGGCUCAAAAUGCUCCACCCAUCAAUGCAACAAGAUCAGAGGAACCAUCUACAAGUGAUUUACCCACAAAUCCUGAAACUGUUCCGCUUCCUAAAACGGUACGAAAGACAAGAAACUCUAAGCGAUGAUUUACUAGUGUACCAAAUAUAAUUCUGGUAUUGUUAUAUCUAUAACUGAAAA